This is a messenger RNA of Vitis riparia (riverbank grape), 4902 nucleotides long. RefSeq lists its product as uncharacterized. Gene Ontology annotation, cellular component: membrane. Bases 1 to 4902 code for a protein of 1633 amino acids. Gene Ontology annotation, molecular function: aspartic endopeptidase activity, intramembrane cleaving. Lineage: Eukaryota; Viridiplantae; Streptophyta; Magnoliopsida; Vitales; Vitaceae. The record is from RefSeq and is a predicted model, not a curated record. The transcript is spliced from 5 exons.
AUGACGGUGACGGUAAUAGUAACAAUAACAGUGACGAUAACACUGUCACUGACGGUGAUGGUAAUGGUAACAGUAACGGUAAUGGUGAUGAUAAUGUUGUUGGUGACAAUAACGGUAACAAUAAUGAUGAAGGUAACGGUGACGAGAACGAUGAUGAAAACGGUGAAGGUAACAGUGAUGGUAUCAGUCACGGAAAAAGGUACCAGUAACAAUAAUGGUGAUGGUAACAGUAAUAGUGACGGUAACGGUGAUGGUGAUGGUGACGAUCACAGUCACGGUAACGGUGGUGGUAAUGGUGAUAGUGAUGGUAAUAGUGACGGUGAUAGUAAAAGUGAAAAUAACGAUAAAGGUAACGGUAACGGUGACGGUGACGGUAACCAUAUCGAUAACGGUGAUGGUACUAGUAUCGGUAACGAUGAUAGUAACGGUGAUGGUAGCAGUAUAGGUAACGGUAAUGGUAAUGGUGAUGAUAAUGAUAACGGUAAUGGUGAUGGUGACGGUAACAAUAUCAGUAACGAUGACGAUAAGGUGACGGUAACGGUGACGGUAACGAUGACGGUAAAGGUAACGGUAACAUUAUCGACAACUGUGACUGUAACGGUGACGAUAAUGGUGACAGUAACGGUGACGGUAAGGAUAUCGGUAACAGUAAUGGGUGAUGGUGAUGGUAACGAUAAUGAUGACAAUAAUGGCAUCGCAGACGAUAACGGUAAUGGUAACGAUAGCGGUAAUAGUAAAGGUGACAGUAACGGUAAUAGUAAUAGUAACGGUAACGGUAAUGGUAAUAGUGACGAUAAUGGAGAUGGUCAUGGUAAUGGUGAUGGUAAUAGUAAUGGUGAUGGUAACGGUGAUAGUAACGAUAAUAGUGAUGAAAAUAGUAACGGUGACGGUAAUGGUAAUAGUAAAAAUAACAGUAAUGGUAACGAUAACAACCACGAUUAUAGUUACAAUGACGAUGACGGUGACGGUAACGGUAAUGGUAACGAUGAUGAUAACGCUGUCAAUGACAGUAAUGGUAACGGUGACGCUAAUGGUGGAGGUAACGGUGAUGAUAAUGGUAAUGAAAAUGGUGAAGGUAAUGGUGACAGUAAUAGUGAUGGUAACGGUGAGGGUAAUGGUUAUGGUAAAGGUACCGAUAUCGGUAACGAUGAUGGUAACAGUGACAGUAACGAUGACUGUAAUGGUAACGGUGAGUGUAACGGUAACGGUAACAGUGACGGUAAUGGUGAUGAUUAUGGUGAAGGUCAUGAUAACGGUCAUGGUAAUGGUGACAGUGACGGUAGUGGUGAUGGUAACAAUAAAGGUGACGUUGACGGUAAGAGUAAUAGUAACGAUACUAAUAACAAUCAUGGUGACAGUAUUAGUGUCUGUAACGGUGAUAGUAAUAGUAUCGAUAACAGUGACGGUGACGGUGACAGUGAUGGUAAUGGUAAUGGUGACUGUAACGAUAACGGUAACGGUGACGGUAACGAUGACAAUGACGAUGAUGGUAAUGGUGAUGAUUACGGUGAUGGUCACGAUAACGGUCAUGGUAAUGGUGACAGUGACGGUAGUGGUGAUGGUAAAGGUAAAGGUGACGGUGACGGUAACGGUAAUAGUAACGGUAUCGAUAACAGUCACGGUGACAGUAUUAGUGUCUGUAAUGGUGAUAGUAAUAGUAUCGGUAACAGUGAUGGUGACGGUAACGGUUACGAUAACUGUAAUGGUGACAUUAACAGUAUCGGUAACAGUGAUGGUGACGAUAACCGUGAUGGAACUGUGACGAUAACAGAAUCAAUAACGAUGACGAUAUCGGUGACGAUAACGAUGAUGGCAUUGAUAAAUAUAACAGUAAUGGUAUCGGUGAUGAUAACAGUGAUGGUGACGGUAAUGGCAACAGUAACGGUAACGAUAACGGUGACGGUAACGAAAACGGGUAAUAGUGACGAUAAUGGUGACGAAAAUUGUGACGGUGACAAUAACGGUGACGGUAACAAUAACGAUAAUGGUAACGGUACCGUUGAUGUUAACGGUGACAGUAAUUGUGAUAGUCACGAUGACGAUGAUGGUAAUAGUGCUAGUGAUGGUAACGGUGAUGGUGACGGUAAUGGUAACAUAGACGGUAACGGAGACAAUGACGGUAACAGAGACGGUAACGGAGACUAUGAUGGUAAACGUGACGGUAACGGUUAUGGUAAUAGUUACAGUGAUGGUAACAAUUAUGAUGACAGUAAUGAUUACGGUGAUGAUCACAAUAACGGUGACAGUGACGGUGACUGUGAUGGUAACGGCAUUGUAGACGGUAAUGGUCAUGGUGACGAUGACUAUUAUGGUAAAGCUGAUAGUAACUAUAACGGUAACAAUAACAGUAAUAGUGACGACAACCGUAACAACAAUGGUAACGGUAACGGUGAUGGUAACUGUGACGUUGACGAUAAUAGUGACGACAACGGUGACAGUAAAAGUAACAGUGACGGUAAGGGUAACGAUGAUGGUAACAACAACGGUAAGGGUGACAAUAAUGGUUACGAUGACAGAAAUGGUGACGGUAAGGGUGAUGAUCGCGGUAACAGUAACGGUAACGGUAAGGGUAACGCUAACGAUGACUAUAACGAUGAUAGUAAUAGUGACGGUAUCGGUAAUGGUGAUUAUAACGGUGAUAGUGACGAUGAAGGUGAUUGUAAUGGUAACAGUGAUAGUAAUGGUGACGGUAACGUUGACAAUGAUGGUUAUAGUGAUGGUAAUGAUAAUGGUGAUGGUAAUAGUCAUGGUAUCAAUAACAGUCACAGUAAUGGUAGCGGUAACGUUGACGGUAAUGGUUACAGUGACGGUAAUGGUAACGGUAAUGAAAACGAUGAUGGUAAUGGUAACAAAAACGAUGAUGGUGACAGUACCGGUAACGGUGAUAAUAAUGGUGAUGAAAACGAUGACGGUAAAGGUGACGACGGCAGUAACGGUUACGAUAACAGUGAUGGUAAUGGUUACAGUGACGGUGAUGCUAACAAUGAUGGUAAAGGUAACAGUAACAGUGAUGGUAACAGUGACAGUUACAGUAAUGGUGAUGGUAACGGUGACGGUGAUGGUUACGAUAAUGGUGACGAUAACGAUGAUGGAAAUGGUGAUGGUGAUGGUGAUGGUAACCAUGGUUGUAAUAGUAACAGUGACGGUGACGGUGACGAUAACACAAACGGUAACAAUGACGGUUACGGUCACGAUGAUGGUAAAGGUGACGGUAAUGAUAACGGUGACAGUAAGAAUAACGAAAACAAUAAUGGUAACGAUGACGGUAACAAGAACGAUAAUGUUAAUGGUAACGAUGAAAGAAAUGGUAACUCUAAUUGUAACAUAAUGAUAAGGGUGACAGUUACAGUAAUGGUAAAGGUAACAAUAACGAUGAUGAUAACCGUAACGGUAAUGGUAACAGUGACAAUAAUGGUGAUGGUAAUGGUAAUAGUGAUUGUAACAGUGACGUUGACGGUAAUAGUGAUGGUUACGGUGACAGUAACGGUAAUAGUGUCACUAACAGUAACAGUGAUGGUAAAGGUAACUGUAACGAUAAGGGUAACAGUAAUGAUAUUGGUGACAAUAACGGUCAUAAUGAUGGUAACGGUGACAGUGAUGCUAAUGGUAUUGGUAAUGGUAACAGUGACGAUAACAAUAACGGUAAUGGUGACGAUAAUGGCGACGACAAUGGUGAUGGUAACAGUUAAAUAUGACAGUAAUGAUGACGUUAACGGUAACAGUGAUGGUAACGGUGAUAGUGACAGUAACAGUAAUGGUGAUGGUAAUAGUGACGAUAAUGGUUAUGGUGAUGGUAACGAUAACGAUAACAGUGAUGGUAAUAGUAACAGUAACAGUAACUUUAACCAUAAGGGUCAUGGUAACGGUAACAGUAAGGGUGACGGUGAUAGUGAAGGUGAUUGUAAUGGUAACAAUGAUAGUAAUGGUGACGGUAACGGUGAUGGUUACAGUGACGAUAAUGAUAAUGGUGACGGUAACGGUCAUGGUAUCAAUAAUAGUCACAGCAAUGGUAGUAGUAACAUUGACAGUAAUGGUUACAGUGACGGUAAAGGUAAUGGUAACGGUAACGAAAACGGUGACAGUAAUGGUAACGGUGACGGUAAUGGUAACGGUGAUAAUAACGGUGACGGUGAUAAUAACGGUGACGGUAAAGGUCACAGUGGUGGUAACUGUUACGAUAACAGUGACGAUAACAGUUACGAUGAUGGUGAUGGUAUCAAUGAUAGUAACGGUUAUAGUAAUAGUGACGCUAAUGGUGAUGGUAACGGUGACGGUUACAGUAAUGGUGACGAUGAUGGUAACGGUCAUGGUCUUACUAAUGGUGAUGAUAACAGUGAUGGUAACGGUGAUGUAAUAGUGACAGUAACAGUUACGAUGACGGUGGUAGGAAUGGUGACGAUAACACAAACAGUAACGAUGACGAUUAUGGUCACGAUGACGGUAACGGUAACGGUAAUGAUAACGGUGGCAGUAAGAAUAACGAUAACAAUAACGGUAACAGUGACGAUGACGGUAACAGAAACGAUAACGGGUGAUGGUUACGGUGAUGGUAACGGUAACGUUGACAGUAAUGGUAAAGGUAACAGUAACGAUGACGAUAACCAUAACGAUAAUAGUGACAAUAACGGUGACGUUAAUGGUAACGAUGAUUGUAACAGUGACGGUAAUAGUGACGUUGAUGGUAACAGUGACGGUUACAGUGACAGUACCGGUAAAAUUGUCGCCAACGGUAAUAGUGACGGUAACUAUGACGGUAACGGUAACUGUAACGAUGAGGGUAAUAGCAAUGGUAAUGUUGACAAUAACGGUUAUGAUGACGGUAACAGUGAUGGCAACGGUAACAGUGAUGGCAAUAGUAACGGUAACGGUGACGACAAUGGUGAUAGUAACGGUAAUGGUUAA